This is a messenger RNA of Entrophospora sp. SA101, 801 nucleotides long. Lineage: Eukaryota; Fungi; Glomeromycota; Glomeromycetes; Entrophosporales; Entrophosporaceae. The record is from the annotation of a GenBank genome assembly.
AUGAGAUUGGGUGUAUCAAAGAGAACUGGAGCUACUGACCAUCAAGCUCAAAUACAACCUACAUAUCAAUUGUCAGAAUCAUAUAAACCAAAAUCUGCAAAAAAUACUACUGAUGAAAUUCUUAAUAAGUCUGCAACUUCAAGCAAUAAAAUAGUUGAUUCUCCUGAAAUUACUAAGGCAGAAAAAAUACACAAACUUCUUGAUAAUUAUAAAGCUUCAUUAGAUGAAAUGGACUUAAAUUACAAAUCCAAUAUUAAUAGAAUAGUGAAUAGAAUUGCUGAAAGACUUGAGCAAAGGAGACUUGAUAAGGAAAUUGCUAGUAUUUCUGGUGGAAUUAAUACUCUAAAUAUUAACAAUCCUGUUCCUGGUCCUAUAGAUACUUCUAAUUUGAUACAUGAAAUUGCAACUGAUGAUGAUGAAUAUACUCUCCGAUUUGAAAAUAAAGGACUAUCAAUUGAUAAAAAUUCGAUUAAAAUUAUUCACAAAUUAAUUAUAGAAGAAUUGACUUGUUUGGGGUUAUUGCAAAGUGAAGGCUCUUAUACACCAUCUCUGUCAAAAGAAACUUCUAAGCCUAGUGAAUUCAUAAUGCCACAAAUUUUCAAUAAUUCUAUGGAUAUUGAUCUUGUAAGGAUUGAAAAUGCCAAAGAUUUAACUGCUAUAGAGGGACAGAUAGAGGGAGGAUCAUUAAAACAUGUAGCAUUUACCUAUGAUGGAAAGGACUUCUUUAUCCCAUUCAUUCCUGAUGAAAAUAGACAAAAAAAUAAAAGUCAUAAAUCUUUAGUCUUGCAGGCAUUAGAAUAA